UUCUCUGUUUCUCUCGAAUCUUCCCGGAUCCCAAGCAUCGUGAUUAGUGAGAGUCAAGAGACUCUUACUUAUGCUUGGGCUUGGAGUGAGAGCCAAUGCUUUGCGGACUUCCUCUUCCCCUUUUCUCGCGCAAGGCUAAGCGAGAGCGGCCGAUUAUUUCUGCACCCAUUCCACAAGAUACGUCGAGGAUGAGUGCAUGGCGUAAUCAGUUGGCGGAGGCUGGGAACAAGAGUGACUCCAAUAACGCCCUCUAUGCCGUACCCAACCCCAAUGGAUCAGCAGGGAAAAUACUCCUCGAACGACCAGUAUCUCCGCAAACCUCACCGCCCUUGGACGACGACUUUGACGCAUACACCCAGACAGGAAUUGGCACCUAUGCAAGAGGAGUAGGUGACCACAGCCGAAGCUUCGGUCACUACCAGCAGCAACAGCAGCCAGCACGUAUUCCUGCUACAUCCUCGCCCCACCGAAGGCCAGGAAUCGACUCGAUUGACACGUUCUACGGCGGGCAUAACCAAAGCCACCUCGCUGCCAAUACCUCUUCCAACCACCACAACGUUACGACCUCGCCAAAACAACGAUCCUCACCCGUCCGACACCAUGAUGUAGCUGGAGCGAACGUUGAUCGUUCAGGGUCCCACCGCGACCACCACCGUCCGGCUUCACCCCGACACAACCCCAACGGGGGCAACAACAACAACAACAACAACUCUACUCCUAAUAGUUCUCGAUCAAAAGGCAAGGGACGACAGGACCCUACGGCCGACUAUGCGGAAUACCAAGCCUAUAUGAAGGAGAUGGAGAAGAUGUUCGGGAAGCACGGGGACCUCGAUGUGAGCCUCAAUCGCGUGAAGGAUCCGCGAUCUGGGACACGCGAGAGCCUCACUAUUGGGCGUGUGCAGAUGAAGAACAAUGGGGCGGCGCCUUCCAGGGGCAACUCGACGUCCCGACGACACCCCGGAUCUAGCCCACCGUUUAUCCUAUCCAAAACUUUGCCGUCGGGUAAAGUAUCCCGACAUGCAUCUUCGAAUGAGAAUGGGAAUCGGCCUCCGAGGGCGCGGCAGGAUUUCGAGGAGACGAGUCGGAGGGUGAUUGAGAGUACGCCUGAUAAGACUGUGACGAUUUCGACGUGGAGGGAGCAGGUUGCGAAGGAGGCGGAUGAUGCGGUUGAGAGGGUUAGUGUGUAUUAUGUGUCUGGGGAUGUUGGGACGGAGAUGUUGGAGAAUGCGAGGGGUGAGUUGGAUGGGUUUGGGGCGGGGACUCGGAGCGGGAGUGGGAGUGGCAACGGGGCUGGAGUUGCGACUGGGGCGUUAGGACUUGUGGCGAAGCACAACAGCAUGGAUCGGUCGAAAGAGAGGGUGGCCUCCCCUCCCGUAUCGCAGCAGGUCUCCCAACGGGAACCGUCUCACGAAGGUCACCAUUCCAUUACCCGCGAGUCAACGCAAAGCCAUCGAAACGAGUCUCAAGGUCAUUCUCGAGCUGCACCAUCGUGGAUCCGGCCAAGCCAAUACCUCCCAAACCCCCUCAUCAUCCCGAACUACGACAAAUCAAACUCGCUCGAAUCGACCUCUUCGUCCUCUGCUGGCCCCUCGACGACGUCAUCCAGCGACCCCGCUUCCCGGGAACUUUACCCACCUACGCCUCCUCCCAAACCUACUACGAGACUACACAGCUUCAAACCAGAUCCAAUGCAGUCGACUCCCAUUGAUACACGACUCGAUAUGCCCUCUUUCCAUCCUACACAGGAUGGUUCGCUCAUCAGCACAAUCCUUAAAACAUCUGGGUCGUCGAGUCCUCACUCUAGUGCGGGAUUGGAGGAAGUGUUGCGGACCUGUCGACCUCCGCUGGUCCAUCUGAUGCCCAUGUUGGCUCAGUUGGGUAUAACAACGAAGGAGCAUUUAGAUGCUAUGGCUACGUUUGAUGCUGAGACGCGGGAUCGUGAACUCAAAGAGGAGGCGUUGAGGAUAGGAAUUACGAUCAUGGAAUGGGCUGCUCUAAUGAACAAACUCAAGCAUCUCAAGCCUUAUUGA
Molecule: messenger RNA, 2030 nt
Organism: Coprinopsis cinerea okayama7#130
Lineage: Eukaryota; Fungi; Basidiomycota; Agaricomycetes; Agaricales; Psathyrellaceae
Exons: 3
Coding region: 96-2030 (644 amino acids)
Source: RefSeq, a predicted model, not a curated record